AUUUUCGUAUGAAACGACAGAGAGAUUUUACAAGGGUAGCGGUGGAGCCAAUCCUAUUGGAUCAAUCCUGCCGCCCAUUUUUCAGUUUUUGAAAAUCCCCCGUCAUUCUCCCAAGCCAACAGUUCGUGGGUGAAAAGGGGACUUUUUUUGGCGGGAAAACUCUCCCAUUAUUUGAAAUCCAAACGACUCUCCCACUAACUUUCAGGGAGUGUUUGUGUGCGAGUAUGGAAGGCAGCGAAAGCGAGGCGAUAUUCAAAUCGCUGAAUCUCAACCCCCAACUCUUCAUCAACGAAACCCUAAACACCGUCGACGACGUGGUCGAUGACGCUUUCCAUUUCUUUCAGCAACAAGCCUCAACCCUUUUGAAUACCCAUGCCACUGACAGAUCCGAAGAUCUAACCAAGGGUAUUGCUAAUGUACGCAAUAUGGUUCAGUCGGUUUUGGAUAAGCGGCUGGCUAUGUGGGAGAAGUACUGUCUUCACCACUGUUUCGCUGUUCCUCAGGGGUUUUCUAUUUCCAGAACUGAUGAAUCAAGUGGCGAUGGUUUGAUACGCCAAGAGGCACUCUGUGACCCAGACCUGGAUGCACAGUUGGAGUCCUUGAGGAACAAGCUCAUUGCGGUUGAGAAAGAGUCUACUGUGCUUAACCAUGAGCUCCAAGCAUUAGAAAGGCAUUCUGCGUCUAAUAAUCGUUGUGCUGGGUUUGUCAAUGAGGCAUUACAAUUAUAUGAGCAGAACUCUGUGCAUGACUUUUUCCAGGAGAUGGUGCGAACUGGGUCAGAACUCCGUACAAAAAUGGUGAAGUUGAAGAGCAGAAGAUUGGUAGAGUCUGAACAUACUAAAACAGAGAGGAUUUACAAUCCAAACAGAGAUUUGUCUAAGAUAGAUAGCAAGGGCUUCUCUAAUGCAAAGUUGGAGGAACUUGAAGAAUUUUUAGCGGAAACGAAGAACAUUUGAACAUUUGUGUUGUUCCAUGGGUCUUGGAUUGCCAGUUAACCGUUCUUAUGUCUCUUCCAAUGUUAUUAAUUGUAUUUUGGUUUACGAUUUGUUCUUUAAAUCACCACGGUGGUGUCGGUGUAAUCACCUGUCAUAUGUAAGUAUCUGAAAGUACCGGUGAAGCAAUUUUAAGAAAAGGAAUGACUCAAGAAGGGGCCAGUUUUGGCAUUACCUACAGCAACAA
This is a messenger RNA of Alnus glutinosa, 1179 nucleotides long. RefSeq names its product protein MIS12 homolog. Bases 225 to 956 code for a protein of 243 amino acids. The transcript has 7 exons. The record is from RefSeq and is a predicted model, not a curated record. Gene Ontology annotation, cellular component: nucleus; chromosome, centromeric region. Gene Ontology annotation, biological process: protein localization to kinetochore; mitotic sister chromatid segregation; mitotic cell cycle. NCBI's taxonomy places the organism in Eukaryota, Viridiplantae, Streptophyta, Magnoliopsida, Fagales, Betulaceae.